Molecule: messenger RNA, 1988 nt
Organism: Amyelois transitella
Lineage: Eukaryota; Metazoa; Arthropoda; Insecta; Lepidoptera; Pyralidae
Exons: 2
Coding region: 158-1348 (396 amino acids)
Source: RefSeq, a predicted model, not a curated record
CGUUUAUAUGACGCGGAAUGUUACAGCGUGUCGGCCGCGCGACGAAAGUAUGGUGACCGCGCGGCGGCCGCGCGGUCAGGCCUGGUGGCCACGCCACUGCGAACCCGAACCAUUUCCAGUUGAUCUUGGUCUUUCUUAAAAUUCACACGUGUUCGUUAUGAGCUAUUUGACUAAGAAGAAUAAAAUUAUGAUUGCAUAUUACUUGUACCGACAAAGCAAAAAGAAAGAAAAAAAGAAUUGUAGAAAAUUUUGGAUUCAUCCUAUUUUAGCACGGCGAGAAGAGUUUGGUGAAUUUCAUACGCUAUACAACCAAUUGCGAGAAGAUGAAAAAGAAUUCGCAGAUUAUUUCCGAAUGGAUGUUAAAACAUUUGAUAAACUACUCAACUUCAUACAUGAUAAAUUGAAGCACCAGAACACUAACAUGCGGGACAGUAUUACCCCCACAGAAAGAUUAGCAGUGACAUUGCGGUACUUGGCAACAGGUCACACGUUUGCCGAUUUAAGAUACGCAUUUAGAAUUGGAAAAACAACAUUAUCGUUUAUCAUUAAAGAAGUGUGUAACUGUAUAUGGUCAGAACUAGUAAACAUAUAUAUGAAAAUACCAUCAGAAAAUGAAUGGCUGAAUAUUGCUGAAGACUUUGCUGUUAUUGCAAAUUUUCCCCACUGCCUAGGUGCUGUGGAUGGGAAGCAUAUCAGAAUAAUUAAACCUACAAAAUCUGGAUCAAUGUUCUUAAAUUACAAACACUUUUUUUCUAUUGUAUUAAUGGCAGUCGUUGACACCAAUUAUAAUUUUAUAUUUGUAGAUAUUGGUGCAUAUGGCAAGGACUGCGAUUCAAGUGUUUUUAAAGAAACUGUCUUUUGGAAGAGACUGCUGAACAAUACACUUAACUUACCACAGCCUGCUCUGAUUCCAGAGACUAAUUUUCAAUUACCGUACGUAUUUGUCGCGGAUGAAGCAUUCGCGUUGCACAAAAAUGUACUGAGACCAUUUAGUGGUCGAGAACUCAAUGAAACAAUGUCAAUAUUUAAUUAUCGUCUUACUAGAGCAAGACGUUAUGUGGAAUGCGCUUUCGGCAUAAUGGCCAAUAAAUGGAGGAUCCUCCAUCGGCCUUCAAAUGUAUCUUUGGAGCUCACAGUCGACAUUGUAAAAACCUGUUGUUUAUUACAAAACUUCAUACAUAAAGAACAGGGCAUAGGUAAUUUAAUUGUCGAUUCAGGCUUUGAACUACAGACACUGUCACGAUCAGAAUAUGCAGAUCCUUUAAUAGCAGACAAUGUUCGUCAAAAUUUUGCUGAAUAUUUUGUUUCUCCUCAGGGCAGUGUACCAUGGCAAAACAAAUAUAUAUAGAUACUCAAAAUUAUCAAAUCACUCGUUUAUUGCAAGAAUAUCACAGUUAAAAAACAAUUUUAAACUUAACUCAAAUAAUAUUUUUUUGCGAUUUAUGAUGAUGAUGAAUGUUCACAAUUUUUUAAUUACCAAAUAAAAGAUGGAAAACUUACCGUAUGUGUUUUUUUCCCCAAUUGGAAGGUCAUUGAAAUCUUCUUUUAUAAUUGAACAUAGGUCAUGCCAGGCUUUUAGUGUUUGACGUUUAUCCUUAUAGGAUUCGCUUGUUUUAUCCCAAAGGAUAUUUCUUUCUUCCACUAAAGAUAUCAAUGUCUCAGGAUUGAUACUCAGUUCAUCCAUCUUCGAAAUCACGAUGUCCGCGCGUCACGAUGUCUACGCAAGUCCAAUGAAAGGAGAAUGCGGGGACGCCGGCGCGGGGCGUACAUCGAGAACAUUCGAGUGAUUCGAGCGAGACGGCCGCGCGGCCGCCGUGUGAUCGAGGAGCGAACGCCGCGCGGUCACCGCGCAGUUAGUUACUCAAAAUUAAUUUCAACUUUACGUCCUAGAUAAUAAAACAUAAAUUUGCUAUAACUGAACAGUUAGUACGCGGCCACCGCGCGGUCGCCGCGCGGCGGCCGCAAGAAUUUUUUCGCGUCGUCUAACU